AAUAAACACAAGCAAUGACCCUUCGACAAGCAGCUGUUCGUCGAGUGCAUUGCCUUGUUCGCGAACGAUGGUAUCUGCUCAUUCAAGUUGAGACGUGGUGCGAAGGCUGUUUACAAAACAAGACGACUAGGGCCUAGGCAACAGAAAACGGGACUUAGUUUACUCCGUGGCGAGCGUAUUAUCUUUCAUAAGCUGUUAUUCGCUUUAGCGUGUAUUCAACUCUCCAUGGUUUUGCGGACGAGGUAGCUAGUCCAUAUACAUGUUCCAAUCACACAGACCGAUGAGUCGUUAGGGAGAGUAGACCAAAACCAAAAGGCUUUUUCCAAGGGCACACCCUGUUACCAUGGUCACUCUCAUCACGGAGAAACUUCAGAACCAAUCUUUAGAAGAUGUUAACAUUCCAGAUUAUACUCACAUUGCCUAUCAUACCCGCAGUAGGACCAAAGCUUGUCAACUGAGCCAUAAGCAAGUCAACUCCUCAGUAGAUUCUAGGAUAUACACAAGUAAUUUCCGAAGCACAAACAGUAAGAGCUCCACAUAUAGUUCAGACAUGCCGUCAGCUGAACCCAUGCACGCAGUCAGUGCGCCGUGCCAAAUUCCAAGUAAACAAAACGAGGUUGCACGAAACAAUUCCAUAAAUUCACAGGCACAGACUCCUACAGCGGCACCUCCAAAGAAACGUCACUGUAGGUCGCUAUCGGCAGGAGAAUUAACAGAACAGAGAGCACAGACUUGGAAGCCACGUGCAUCUAAAGUUUGGCGUCCAGUAACAAAAUCAAAGUUAGAUACAUACCAAGGACACAUCCCUAUGCACAAUUUCAACACAUUAGCUGGCCUACCAAACAAUUAUACACCAAUUAGUACGUUUUCAGAAUUAGAUAAUGAAUUUUCAACACCUCCAGAGUCACCGGUUCCACGCCCUGCUUCGGCGACCUCUUGGGACGAUUCUCUGAAUAUGCCUUGGUUAGAUGCCAAUUCUCUACAUCAUCAGAUAGGACAAAAAUCUUGGUAUUGUUCAGUUGAUAAGGUUUCGGAGAGUUCGGGAUCUGUGGUCUCAGUAACGAGCGUUUCUUCAACGCCAGAACUAGAGAGGAAGGGAGUCGGUAUGUUGCGCUGCCGAUCACAGCCUUGCGUAUCGGGAAGGAGAGGCGGAAAGAAAAGGCGAAGGGAAGAGGAUACAAGACCUAAGUUGGAUUUCUUCAAAAUGGAAGAG
This is a messenger RNA of Anneissia japonica, 1213 nucleotides long. RefSeq names its product protein FAM53A-like. Gene Ontology annotation, cellular component: nucleus. The record is from RefSeq and is a predicted model, not a curated record. Gene Ontology annotation, biological process: protein import into nucleus. NCBI's taxonomy places the organism in Eukaryota, Metazoa, Echinodermata, Crinoidea, Comatulida, Comatulidae.